This is a messenger RNA of Procambarus clarkii (red swamp crayfish), 2779 nucleotides long. RefSeq names its product eukaryotic translation elongation factor 2 (gene eEF2). NCBI's taxonomy places the organism in Eukaryota, Metazoa, Arthropoda, Malacostraca, Decapoda, Cambaridae. The record is from RefSeq and is a predicted model, not a curated record. Gene Ontology annotation, molecular function: translation elongation factor activity; GTP binding; GTPase activity. Gene Ontology annotation, cellular component: ribonucleoprotein complex; cytosol. Gene Ontology annotation, biological process: translational elongation.
GCGGCAAAGAGAGAGCCAUCUGGCGGCGGGUCGGGGAAGCCAGCAGCGUGACGUCACCCGUCUUCCUCCACCAGUUGGUCCUUUUCGGCGUUACCAGCAGACGCCCCCACUGUGUUCUGUACUGUGUCACCUUUACCACCAAACAUCCAAGAUGGUGAACUUCACAGUGGAAGAGAUCCGUGAGUUGAUGGACAAAAAGAAAAAUAUUCGUAACAUGUCCGUAAUUGCUCAUGUGGAUCAUGGAAAAUCUACUCUCACGGACUCUCUUGUUUCAAAAGCGGGUAUCAUUGCUUCUUCUCGUGCCGGUGAAACCCGGUUUACAGAUACCCGCAAAGAUGAGCAAGAACGUUGCAUUACCAUUAAGUCUACCGCCAUCUCGAUGUACUUCAAGCUAGGCGAAGAGAACAUGGCUUUAAUUACUAGCCCUGACCAAAGGGAGAAGGGUGAGAGUGGUUUCCUUGUCAACCUCAUCGAUUCACCUGGUCACGUGGACUUCUCAUCGGAGGUGACGGCUGCCCUGCGUGUUACUGAUGGUGCUCUUGUUGUGGUGGACUGUGUGUCUGGUGUCUGUGUGCAGACUGAAACUGUUCUCCGUCAGGCUAUUGCUGAACGUAUUAAGCCUGUGUUGUUCAUGAACAAGAUGGACCGUGCCCUACUUGAAUUGCAACUAGAGCAAGAGGAACUUUAUCAAACUUUCCAGCGUAUUGUGGAGAAUGUGAACGUGAUCAUUGCCACUUACAACGAUGAUGCUGGCCCCAUGGGAGAGAUGCGUGUGGACCCUAGCAAGGGCUCUGUUGGCUUUGGCUCUGGCCUUCAUGGUUGGGCUUUCUCUGUCAAGGAGUUUGCUGAUAUCUAUGCCAGCAUGUUCAAAGUUCCUGCUGCCAAGCUUAUGAACAAGUUGUGGGGUGAGAACUUCUUCAACAAGAAGACAAAGAAGUGGUCAACAACCAAGAGUUCUGACAAUGAGCGUGCCUUCAACACCUACAUCCUUGACCCCAUCUUCAAGUUAUUUGAUGCUAUAAUGAACUUUAAGAAAGACGAAACUACGAAGCUCUUGGAAACCUUGAAAAUCAAGUUGGCUGUUGAGGACAGGGAUAAGGAAGGAAAGCCUCUACUUAAGGUAGUAAUGCGCACUUGGUUACCAGCUGGUGAUACCCUCUUCCAUAUGAUUACCAUCCAUCUGCCUUCUCCAGUAACUGCCCAGAAAUAUCGUGCCGAGAUGCUUUAUGAAGGACCAUCUGAUGAUGCCUGUUGCACAGGCAUUCGCAAUUGUGAUGCAGAGGCCCCACUUAUGAUGUACAUAUCAAAGAUGGUGCCAACAUCAGACAAAGGCCGCUUCUAUGCCUUUGGUCGUGUGUUUUCUGGAAAGGUUGGCAGUGGUCAGAAAGUGCGCAUCAUGGGACCUAACUUUGUCCCUGGCAAGAAGGAAGAUCUUUAUGAAAAAUCUAUCCAGAGGUCGAUCUUGAUGAUGGGUCGCUUCGUUGAAGCCAUCGAAGACGUCCCAGCAGGGAACAUUUGUGGUCUAGUUGGUGUUGAUCAAUAUCUAGUGAAGACUGGUACCAUUACAACAAGUAAGGAUGCCCACAACAUGAAAGUUAUGAAAUUCAGCGUGUCGCCUGUUGUGCGUGUGGCUGUAGAGCCAAAGAAUCCAUCUGACCUCCCCAAGCUUGUUGAAGGUCUUAAACGUCUUUCCAAGUCGGAUCCCAUGGUACAGUGUAUCAUUGAAGAGUCUGGAGAACACAUUGUAGCAGGAGCUGGUGAAUUGCAUCUUGAGAUUUGCCUAAAGGAUCUAGAAGAAGACCAUGCUUGCAUUCCCCUAAAGAAGACUGAUCCCGUGGUAUCAUACAGGGAAACCGUUUCAGCAGAAUCGACAGAAUUGUGUUUGUCAAAAUCACCUAACAAGCACAACCGUUUGUAUAUGAAGGCUCUUCCUAUGCCUGAUGGCUUGGCUGAUGAUAUUGAGAAUGGUAAAGUUACUCCACGUGAUGAUCCCAAGGCCAGGAAGACGUUCCUUUGUGAAAACCAUAAAUUUGAUGCCACUGAUGCUAUGAAGAUCUGGACAUUUGGACCAGAAUCGACUGGCGCCAAUAUUCUUGUCGAUGUGACAAAGGGCGUACAGUACCUUAAUGAGAUCAAAGAUUCAUGUGUAGCUGGUUUCCAGUGGGCUACAAAGGAAGGUGUACUCUGUGAUGAGAACAUGCGUGCUGUUCGCUUCAACCUUCAUGACGUAACUCUACAUGCUGAUGCUAUUCAUCGUGGUGGUGGCCAGAUCAUUCCUACUACUCGCCGUGUGCUUUAUGCUUCUGUUCUUACAGCAGAGCCCCGCCUACAAGAACCAGUGUAUCUCUGUGAGAUUCAGUGCCCUGAAGCUGCUGUAGGUGGCAUCUAUGGUGUAUUAAACAGGAGGCGUGGUGUUGUAUUUGAAGAAAUGCAAGUGAUGGGUACACCCAUGUUUGUUGUCAAGGCUCAUCUUCCUGUCAAUGAGUCCUUUGGAUUUACUGCCGACCUUCGUUCAAAUACUGGUGGUCAGGCAUUCCCUCAAUGUGUGUUUGAUCAUUGGCAAGAAAUGCCUGGCAACCCCAUGGAUGCAACAGCCAACAGCAAGCCCUACAACAUUGUUAUGGAAACCAGGAAGAGGAAAGGCUUGAAGGAAGGCCUACCGGACCUCACCAACUACCUGGACAAGCUGUAAUCACAUGACCCACAUACCAUAGAUAUAUAAUAAGGUUUUAUUUACUAUAUAAUGUUACUGUGAUUACAAUAAAGCGGGAGGAAGUUG